CCGAGCUCAGGCACCGAUCAAAUCUGCGAGCAGUGCCGCGAGAGACGCGUGUCUAGUGUUUAAGUAAAGUAAUUUAUUUCAAAGUUUUAAUACAAAUAUGAGGGAAAUCGUGCACAUCCAGGCCGGCCAAUGCGGCAACCAGAUCGGAGCUAAAUUCUGGGAGAUCAUCUCUGACGAGCACGGCAUCGACCCAACCGGCGCGUACCAUGGCGACUCAGACCUGCAGCUGGAGCGCAUCAACGUUUAUUACAACGAGGCCUCCGGCGGCAAGUAUGUGCCGCGCGCCAUCCUCGUCGACCUCGAGCCUGGCACCAUGGACUCCGUGCGAUCCGGACCUUUCGGACAGAUCUUCCGGCCGGACAACUUCGUCUUCGGUCAGUCCGGCGCCGGUAACAACUGGGCUAAGGGCCACUACACAGAGGGCGCAGAGCUUGUCGACUCAGUUCUUGACGUAGUACGCAAAGAAUCAGAAUCAUGCGAUUGUUUACAAGGCUUCCAGCUCACACACUCCCUUGGUGGCGGUACCGGCUCCGGUAUGGGAACACUCCUUAUCUCCAAAAUCAGAGAAGAGUACCCCGACAGGAUCAUGAACACAUACUCAGUCGUCCCCUCGCCCAAAGUAUCAGACACCGUAGUCGAACCUUACAACGCCACUCUCUCGGUCCACCAGCUCGUAGAAAACACAGACGAAACAUAUUGUAUCGACAAUGAAGCACUAUACGACAUCUGUUUCCGCACACUCAAGCUGUCCACACCCACCUACGGUGACUUGAAUCACUUGGUAUCGCUCACGAUGUCCGGUGUCACGACUUGCCUCAGGUUCCCUGGUCAACUGAACGCCGAUCUUCGUAAGCUAGCUGUAAAUAUGGUUCCAUUCCCUCGUCUCCACUUCUUCAUGCCCGGAUUCGCUCCUCUCACGUCCCGUGGAAGCAGACAAUACCGCGCCCUCACCGUGCCCGAGCUCACCCAGCAGAUGUUCGACGCCAAGAACAUGAUGGCGGCGUGCGACCCUCGCCACGGCCGCUACCUCACCGUCGCCGCCAUCUUCCGCGGUCGCAUGUCCAUGAAGGAGGUCGACGAGCAGAUGCUCAACAUCCAGAACAAGAACUCGUCCUACUUCGUCGAAUGGAUCCCCAACAACGUGAAGACCGCCGUGUGUGACAUCCCGCCGCGUGGUCUUAAAAUGGCCGCCACCUUCAUCGGUAACUCGACCGCCAUCCAGGAGCUGUUCAAGCGUAUCUCAGAACAGUUCACCGCUAUGUUCAGGCGCAAGGCCUUCUUGCAUUGGUACACCGGCGAGGGCAUGGACGAGAUGGAGUUCACCGAGGCGGAGAGCAACAUGAACGAUCUCGUCUCCGAGUACCAGCAGUACCAGGAGGCCACCGCCGACGAGGACGCCGAGUUCGAUGAGGAGCAGGAGCAGGAAGUCGACGAGCACUAAACACUGAACGGAAGCGUAGAAAACUUUUGUCAAUUUAAACGCGUUUCGCCAAAUGAGUAACAAAUUGAUUCCUACGUUAAAUUCAGAACCUGCUUUCUAACUUUUAACAGAUGCACAAUUUAACAUUAUCAAAA
Papilio machaon (common yellow swallowtail) is the source of this 1575-nucleotide messenger RNA. It is a transcript of the gene Tub1, whose product is annotated as tubulin beta-1 chain. Bases 98 to 1441 code for a protein of 447 amino acids. The record is from RefSeq and is a predicted model, not a curated record. Gene Ontology annotation, molecular function: GTPase activity; structural constituent of cytoskeleton; GTP binding. Gene Ontology annotation, biological process: microtubule cytoskeleton organization; mitotic cell cycle. Gene Ontology annotation, cellular component: cytoplasm; microtubule. The transcript is spliced from 2 exons. Lineage: Eukaryota; Metazoa; Arthropoda; Insecta; Lepidoptera; Papilionidae.